UUUUAAGAACUUGGCAGACUUCUUUGUUAGGAGUUUUACGUGUCACCUGGGGAGCAUCGGACAUAUUAAAAAGAGCAAUAUUGAAUUAGGCAUAGAACAUCUAGAAAUAUAUUUUAAGUUAGACUGAAAAUGCAAAGCUGUGCAAAAUCCUGGGGUCUCAUCUUUAGGUCCGUGAACACCCAUAUACCUCGUAGGAAACUAUGUGGGAGAAGUGGUACUUUACGAAAAUCGCAAGCUAAAAACAUCGUGAACAAAAAUGAACAUGUUUUUGUGCCAGUGCGGGCACUUCGGGGUUCAGCGGUUUUUGCCACAUCCAGGCAGAUUGAGAGAAUACUACCACGGCAUGAUGACUUCGCCGAGAGGCAUAUUGGACCAGGUGACAAAGAGAAAAGAGAGAUGCUCGACACCCUCGGACUUGGGACAGUUGCCGAACUGGUUGAAAAAACUCUCCCAGGCUCAAUUCGUUUGCAAAGAAGUUUGAAAAUGGAUGAUCCAAUAUGUGAAAAUGAAAUUUUGGAUACCCUGCACAAGAUCGCAAGCAAGAACAAGCUCUGGAGGUCCUACAUUGGAAUGGGUUACUAUAACUGCUCUGUGCCACCGGUCAUACAGAGAAAUCUGCUGGAAAACUCUGGAUGGGUUACACAGUACACACCCUACCAGCCAGAGGUGUCUCAAGGUCGUCUAGAAAGCCUGCUUAACUACCAGACCAUGGUGUGUGACAUUACAGGUAUGGCAGUUGCCAAUGCCUCACUCUUGGAUGAGGGCACAGCAGCUGCAGAGGCCAUGCAGCUCUGCCACAGGCAGAAUAAAAAAAGAACAUUUUAUAUCGACCCCCGUUGCCACCCUCAAACUAUCGCUGUGGUACAAACCAGAGCCAACUACAUUGGAGUGAAGACAGAGCUGAAAUUGCCUCAUGAGAUGGACUUCAGUGGGAAGGACGUGUCUGGCGUGCUGUUCCAGUAUCCAGACACUGAGGGUAGAGUGGAGGACUUCACAGGGUUGGUGGAUCGUGCACACAAGGCUGGGGCUCUGGCCUGCUGUGCCACCGACCUGCUGGCUCUCUGUGUGCUGCGCCCACCAGGCGAGUUUGGGGUGGACAUUGCACUGGGCAGUUCUCAAAGAUUUGGGGUGCCCCUGUGCUAUGGAGGCCCUCAUGCUGCAUUCUUCUCUGUCAAAGAAAAUCUGGUGAGGAUGAUGCCAGGAAGGAUGGUUGGAGUCACGAGAGAUGCAGCUGGUAAAGAAGUGUACCGUCUGGCACUCCAAACCAGAGAGCAGCACAUCCGCAGAGACAAGGCUACCAGUAACAUCUGCACUGCUCAGGCUCUUCUUGCCAAUAUGGCUGUCAUGUUUGCAGUGUACCAUGGGCCACAAGGCCUAAAACACAUUGCAAAGAGGACACACAAUGCCACUCUGAUCUUAGCCGAAGGUCUGAAGAGAGCAGGACACAAGCUCCAGCAUGAAAUGUUCUUUGAUACACUGAAGGUCCACUGUAGUGUGGCAGCCAAAGAUAUCCUGGAGAGGGCUGUGCAGAGGCAGAUUAACCUGCGGGUCUACAGUGAAGGAGUGCUAGGAAUCUCUCUGGAUGAGACUGUAACUGAGAGGGACUUGGACGAUCUGCUCUGGGUGUUUGGAUGUGAAUCCUCAGCUGAGUUGAUUGCUGAGAAAAUGGGGGAAAGGGUGAAAGGCAUUCUGGGCACCCCAUUUAAGAGAACCAGCAAGUUCCUGUCACACACAGUUUUUAACAGUUAUCACUCUGAGACCAACAUUGUUCGAUACAUGAAACGUCUGGAAAACAAAGAUAUUUCUCUUGUGCACAGUAUGAUACCACUGGGCUCCUGCACCAUGAAGCUAAAUAGCUCCUCUGAACUCAUGCCAAUCACAUGGAAAGAAUUUGCAAACAUCCACCCCUUUGUGCCGCUGGACCAAGCUGAGGGUUACCAGCAACUCUUCAGACAGCUGGAGAAAGAUCUAUGUGAGGUCACAGGAUAUGACAAGAUCUCAUUCCAGCCCAACAGUGGUGCUCAGGGAGAAUAUGCUGGCCUUGCUGCCAUCAAAGCCUAUCUGAACUCCAAAGGUGAAGCACACAGAACGGUGUGUCUUAUCCCAAAGUCAGCCCACGGGACGAAUCCUGCCAGUGCACAAAUGGCUGGGAUGAAGGUCCAGGUGGUGGAGAUGGACCGGGAUGGGAAUAUCGAUAUGGCACACCUGAAGGCCAUGGUGGACAAACACAAGGCCAACCUAGCAGCCAUAAUGAUCACAUACCCCUCUACCAAUGGUGUGUUUGAGGAGAACGUCAGUGAGGUUUGUGAGCUCAUCCACCAGUAUGGGGGACAGGUUUACCUGGACGGUGCUAACAUGAAUGCACAGGUGGGCUUGUGCCGCCCAGGAGACUAUGGAUCAGACGUCUCCCAUUUAAAUCUCCACAAAACUUUCUGUAUCCCCCAUGGAGGUGGAGGCCCAGGAAUGGGACCUAUUGGAGUAAAGAAGCACCUUGCCCCAUUCCUGCCCAGCCAUCCAGUAGUCACUCUGAAGUCUGACAACGCUGUGAGCUCCCUGGGCACCAUCAGCGCUGCCCCCUGGGGCUCCAGUGCUAUUCUACCCAUCUCCUGGGCUUACAUUAAGAUGAUGGGUUCCAAGGGGCUGAUACAUGCCACAGAAGUGGCUAUCCUUAAUGCUAACUAUAUGGCCAAGAGACUGGAGAGCCAUUACAAGAUACUCUUCAGAGGCAGCAAAGGGUUUGUCGCUCAUGAGUUCAUCUUGGACGUGAGACCAUUUAAAAAGACUGCAAAUAUUGAAGCAGUAGAUGUGGCCAAGAGGCUUCAGGAUUAUGGCUUCCACGCCCCUACCAUGUCCUGGCCAGUGGCAGGGACCCUGAUGAUUGAGCCCACCGAGUCGGAGGACAAGGGUGAGAUGGAUCGCUUCUGUGAUGCCCUUGUCAACAUUCGGCAGGAGAUUGCUGACAUCGAAGAGGGCAGGAUGGACUCGCGCAUUAACCCACUGAAGAUGGCUCCUCACUCUCUGGCCUGUAUCUCAUCCUCCACUUGGGACAGGCCCUACUCUCGGGAGUCUGCUGCUUUCCCACUACCUUUUGUGAGACCAGAGACCAAGUUUUGGCCAUCAAUCUCAAGGAUCGACGACAUUUAUGGUGACCAGCACCUGGUGUGCACCUGUCCACCAAUGGAAGUUUAUGAGUCUCCUUUUGAAGCCAAGAGGGCCUCAUCAUGACGGCAAAUCUGAAGCUUCCGUUGCAAAUAUGCAUCGAUCCUUCUCACACUGAAAAUCCACCAUGAAUUAGGAGACCUAUAUUUUUCUUCUGUCACAUGAUAUACAUUUGGUGACAUAGAUUUCUAUCAUGUAUUGUACAAAUAGUUACCUUUACAUCUCCCUUCACUUUUGGUCGCUAUACUAAAAACACAUUUGAACUAUUCGUAUUGCUGUACCCGUGUAAGCUUUGUUUAUAUGUUUAUCUUGUCUGAGUUUUGGGAUAACUGAAUUGAGAGCAUGUGUCUAUCAUCUACUUGUGGUUCAACCAACAAAACACUGUUUGAAAUGUUUUAAUUUUAUUGGGAUGUUUAAAUGUUUUCUAAUGACCUUUAAAUGGUUGUCUGCCAACCUGCUGUAGAAAUUGAGUAAAUGU
Messenger RNA from Megalops cyprinoides (Indo-Pacific tarpon), 3637 nucleotides. It is a transcript of the gene gldc, whose product is annotated as glycine dehydrogenase (decarboxylating). The transcript is spliced from 25 exons. The record is from RefSeq and is a predicted model, not a curated record. Lineage: Eukaryota; Metazoa; Chordata; Actinopteri; Elopiformes; Megalopidae. The coding region runs from base 130 to 3225 and encodes 1031 amino acids. Gene Ontology annotation, molecular function: lyase activity; pyridoxal phosphate binding; glycine binding. Gene Ontology annotation, biological process: glycine decarboxylation via glycine cleavage system. Gene Ontology annotation, cellular component: mitochondrion; glycine cleavage complex.